This is a messenger RNA of Caenorhabditis sp. 36 PRJEB53466, 588 nucleotides long. The record is from the annotation of a GenBank genome assembly. Lineage: Eukaryota; Metazoa; Nematoda; Chromadorea; Rhabditida; Rhabditidae.
AUGGGCAUGAUCGCGUUGGCGUUCGCUCCGAUCCUCGCGGAACUGUCGAUCUUCGUCACUCCGAUGAGCAGCCGUGUCCGUGUUUUUUGCCGUCAUCAAUGAGCACAGCGCGGGUUCCGGCGUCGGAUGCGGUUCGUUUUCUUUGAUUCCACACCAAAUUCUCAUGACUCUCCUUUCGAGUGAUCUACGAUUUCCUGCCAUCAACAUGAUGGGUAUUCGGAGGAAAACGCGCGUGGAACCGGAUCAGCAUUCUCCGAAUUCUCGCCGAAAUCACGACGACGUCUAUUCUGUAAUUUCAAACUUUCUCUCACCUUUUUUUUUUACUCCAUAUUCGCUUUUUCAGUGCAGCGGAAUUGUCGGCUCAGCAAACGGAUGAACCCGUUGAACUCCCUGCCGCACUUCCAAUUGACCGACCCGGAUGCGAAAGUUGAGAAAUGGGGAGUGGAGGAGCACCUGGUCGAGCUGACCGAAGCCGGAAGAGUAAUUAUUGGCAACCCGGAGCCGGAGUACCGUCUGCUCGACAUGAUGCGGAGGCGCCAACGAAUCGAAGGGAUGCGAGACGCGACUGGACGAUACCACGGGUGGUGA